This is a messenger RNA of Mirounga angustirostris (Northern elephant seal), 4536 nucleotides long. It is a transcript of the gene ZFP36L1, whose product is annotated as ZFP36 ring finger protein like 1. NCBI's taxonomy places the organism in Eukaryota, Metazoa, Chordata, Mammalia, Carnivora, Phocidae. The transcript is spliced from 3 exons. The record is from RefSeq and is a predicted model, not a curated record. Gene Ontology annotation, molecular function: metal ion binding; mRNA binding. Bases 1587 to 2696 code for a protein of 369 amino acids.
GCCAGGCACGCGGGGAAAUAGGAAAGAAACAGCCCCGCGAUUUCCGCCUGGGUCUUCGCUCCAGCACCCGGGGGGCCGUGGGCGACACGUUAACAACUUUUUAUUUGGGUGGAUGGCGAGGCAUCCGAACCUAACAGUAAAUAUAUAACACUCUUAAAAGAAGUAAUCUGUUGGGGGGUGCUUUCGGUUUCGAGGGUCCCGUACCCUUCUCCCCCAUCCCGCCCAAACAGCGCAGCGUGACAAGCCAUAUGUUCCGUUCCCGUGGGGGCGGGGGAGAAGCAACAAUAAGUUAAAAGUGUCGCCUCCCCCAUUUCUUUACCUUCAUUCUUGCCAAAGUAACUUUUUUUUCAUUGUUCAAGCGUCUAGGGGUGUGUGUGUGUGUGUAUGUGUGUGUGCCCCCUAGUUCAGAGCGCGCGUGGAAAGUUGUGCGUUAAUGAUUUUUUUUUUAAUUGGUGGGGGGGCGGACUGGAAAGGGCAUUCAUGAGGGUUCGGGUUUUCUUUAUGAAAAACUUUAAGGUGGGACGCGUGAAAUAAAUCCCACUCCCAGGCCUGUUAAACGAACAAGCAAUCGGCCCGGGCGGUGGUCUUUUUCGCGCCCCCCCAGCCGUCCGGCUGCAAAGCGCAGGAGAGUGUAGGCGCGUGCGGCGCGCGAAAUCGUGCUGCGCUCGCCCCGCCGGGCCGGGUCCUCCCCGGAGAAAAAGUCUCGCUGGAGUUUCCCCACCACUCUACGUCCGCCACGUCCUGCUGAAAAAAAAAAAAAAACAAAACAAAAACCCGAAACCCCUAGACCUGAAUGCUUUGUGCGUCCCAAAUUCCCGAUCUCUUGGCCCUGCCCGGUUGCGGAAGGCAGCCGAACGAGGACGAGAACUCGGGAAAAGAGUUAAGUUGUGGGGGGCACUUGGAGAAGUUUCAGGGGAGAUCUGCUCAAGAUGGAAACCGCAGCCCGGGCGCUAAGGACGGGCUUCUGCUCCCGCUUGCAAAAAGAGAAAGUCGAGCCCGCCUUCCUGCCCGACAAAAAAACAACAACACAACAACAAGAACCCCGAAGAGGGUGGAAUGAAUGAUGUCACAGAGCCGCGCUCGCAGCCUGACAAAGGGGGGGCGCGCCCCUCCCCCUCGCGCCGCUCGGCCCCAGAGAGAGGCGCCCCAAGCGCCGGGUAGCCGAGCGCGCGGACUCGAAACUUUUCCUCUUUAAGAAAAAAAAGUUGUGCGCUGCUCCCAGUUGGUUUUUUUUCUUCUUCUUCGGCUUCUUUCCUCGUUUCCCCUCCCCCUUCUUCCUUUUGAAAGUUUCUUUUUUUUUCCUCCGAGUUUGACCGCAUGGCUGAUUCAACUUCAGUGUCAAUCAACUUUUUUUCCCUCCUCUUCCUCAUUUAAAUAAGUUUAAAGCUCCUCCUCCCCCGGCCCACCAAAUCUGAACUUUAUAAAUUGGGCUUCGCGCGCUGCGGCCGAGGAGAGUCAGAAAGGCGAGGGGCGCCGGGAGCAGGCGUGUGGGACUCCAGACCGGAGAGCCGGAGGCUGCGCCUUCCCCGCACCGAGACCUUCGCGACACACCAGAUCCCCGUCCCUGCCCCGUGCGAGCGCCCAGGAUGACCACCACCCUCGUGUCUGCCACCAUCUUCGACUUGAGCGAAGUUUUAUGCAAGCUUGCUUCUCCAGUUGGCCCAGCUUCCAGGGCCCCAGGGCUGCAGGGCUGGGGUGCAAGGAGGCCGAGGAGCAGAAGAGCAACAUCAAAAAAAGGUAACAAGAUGCUCAACUACAGUACUCCCAGUGCAGGGGGCUGCCUGCUGGACAGGAAGGCGGUGGGCACCCCUGCCGGUGGGGGCUUCCCCCGGAGGCACUCGGUCACCCUGCCCAGCUCCAAGUUCCACCAGAACCAGCUCCUCAGCAGCCUCAAGGGCGAGCCGGCCCCAGCUCUGAGCUCCCGCGACAGCCGUUUCCGAGACCGCUCUUUCUCAGAAGGGGGCGAGCGGCUGCUGCCCACCCAGAAGCAGCCGGGGAGCGGCCAGGUCAACUCCAGCCGCUACAAGACGGAGCUGUGCCGGCCCUUCGAGGAGAACGGCGCCUGUAAGUACGGGGACAAGUGCCAGUUCGCGCAUGGCAUCCACGAGCUCCGAAGUCUGACCCGUCACCCCAAGUACAAGACGGAGCUGUGCCGCACCUUCCACACCAUCGGCUUUUGCCCAUACGGGCCCCGCUGCCACUUCAUCCACAACGCCGAGGAGCGCCGCGCCCUGGCCGGGGCCCGGGACCUCUCCGCCGACCGUCCCCGCCUCCAGCAUAGCUUUAGCUUUGCGGGGUUUCCCAGUGCCGCCGCCACCGCCGCUGCCACGGGGCUGCUGGACAGCCCCACGUCCAUCACCCCACCCCCCAUCCUGAGCGCCGAUGACCUCCUGGGCUCACCCACCCUGCCAGAUGGCACCAAUAACCCCUUCGCCUUCUCCAGCCAGGAGCUGGCGAGCCUCUUUGCCCCUAGCAUGGGGCUGCCUGGGGGUGGCUCCCCAACCACCUUCCUCUUCCGGCCCAUGUCCGAGUCCCCUCACAUGUUUGACUCUCCCCCCAGCCCUCAGGAUUCGCUCUCGGACCAGGAGGGCUAUCUGAGCAGCUCCAGCAGUAGCCACAGUGGCUCUGAUUCCCCCACCUUGGACAACUCAAGACGCCUGCCCAUUUUCAGCAGACUUUCCAUCUCAGAUGACUAAACCAGGGUAGGGAGGGACCCCCUGCCUACUCCCCCCUCCCAUCCUUACCCUCAUCUCCCUACCCAACUGAUUCCCGACAGCCCCUGCAUUAACAAGGUUAAGCUCAACCCCUUUCCCCCAGAACCUUGGAAUGCCCCCUCCCUCUCCCCGCUCCUAACCGCCCCCCCCCAACAUAAGGACAAGUCAAUUUGUCAGUAGCUUCCUCUGGCUUGAAACCCCCCUCUCCUCGAUUUUAUAGCCCACUUACCACGCAUAACAGACAAGUCCCAUAUUUGUCAGUAGAUGCCUUUUUCCCCCCCGGCUUAAGCCUUAAGUGCCAAAUCACAAAAGAAAAAGCAGUAACAGUUUACAGAAGCAAUUUAGUGCCUUGUAAUCUAACUUUGUCACUGUGACUACAUUACCUCUUCAGCGCCAGAGGGCACCCGUGGGCCUCCCGGAGCCUCUGCCCAUGGGGAGGGGGAGGGGACCCAAAACCAGCAGCUCCCUCCACUGGCGGCCCAACUGCACCUUCCCUUAUUUCAGCCUCCCACACACUUCCUCCUCCCUCUCCCCACGACCCCCACACCCCUCUUGGGAGAGUUGUUGCCAGACUCGGGUUUUUGGGGAAACCUGUCUUGACAUUCAAAACCUUUUUCUUCCCGACCUGAACCUCUGUUGACUAAUCUUGCCUGGGUUCGUGUAGGUCUACAGGAAGGAAGACUGAAAAAGUGGAUGAAGAUUGUGACAUAAGUGGGACUUUGUGAUUUAAUUUUUUUUCUUUUCUUUUCUUUUUUUUAAGUGGGGAGGAUGGGGAAGCUAGAUGGACUAUGAGAGACUUGAUUUUGGUGCUAAAGUUCCCCAGUUCAUAUGUGACAUCUUUAAACAAAAAAAUAACAAAAAAAAAUGAGAGAAAAGCUAAAAAAACAUGUAAGGGGUGAGCAGUUAAUGGUAUUCAUUCCACAUACAAUAUCUGUGUAAAACGAUUUCCUGUAGAAGUAGCUUUAAUGGUUUUUGCUCUAGAAUACCGUAGGUCUAUCCUUAGAGCACUCACGCCAUGCUUUUUUCCCUGGGUUUUAAACUUCAUAUAACUUUCAGAAAUUGGAGAGCAAAAAUUUUGCUUGUCACUGCACAUCAAUAUAAAAAAGCUUAUUUAACUUAUCAAAACGUAUUUAUUGCCAAAACUAUGCUUUUUUUUGUUAAUUUUGUUCAUAUUUAUCGGGAUGACAAAUCCAUAGAAUAUAUUCUUUUAUGUUAAAUUAUGAUCUUCAUAUUAAUCUUAAAAUUUUGUGACGUGUCUUUUUCCUUUUUUUUUCCACAGUUUUAAUAUAUUAUUCUUCAACGACAUUUUUUGUAACUUUACACUUUUUUUUGGUUAUUUUAUUUUAAAAAAAUGAAAAAUUAAUUUAAAAAAAUGCAAAAAACUGUUGGAUUAUUUAUUUUAGAAAUUUCCCCCCUUUGUGUUGGACUGCAAAUUGAGUUUCUUCUUCUUUAGGCCUUUUCACAGCUAGGACUGAGAAUGUAUGUCAAAGUUCUGUGACAGUACAGAAGGAAAACAACUUUUAUGUAUGGCUUCUAAAAGGGAAAAAAAAAAAAAAAGAAACCCUUUGACUUCCACGUGCCCAUCUCAAGACAUUCCGAUUGCAGAUUUGAGGUUCUGGAUUCCAGGUUUGGAGUUUUCCAAUGUUAAUGCAAACAGAACUGGCACACACAUUAAGAUGAAUGUAAUUAUUAUUCCUCUUGCUGGUCACUACCGUCGCUUUCUAUUUCUCUUUCUUUGUGUGAAUUUAUUUAAAAGAAAAAAAACUUUUUGUAACGACUAUUUGCAGUUUAAAAAUCAAUAAACCCCGUUUUUUUCAAGAAA